Molecule: messenger RNA, 2115 nt
Organism: Pleuronectes platessa (European plaice)
Lineage: Eukaryota; Metazoa; Chordata; Actinopteri; Pleuronectiformes; Pleuronectidae
Exons: 3
Coding region: 82-1029 (315 amino acids)
Source: RefSeq, a predicted model, not a curated record
GUUGUUUGCCACCCGUCAUAGAAGAAGAAGAAGAAGAAGAAGAAGAAGAAACAGAAACAAGAAAAAGAAAAGUCGUGGUGAAUGAAGAAGGGAAAUACACAGAGCAUGGAUUCCCUCAACAGACUUGAAAUCUUCAUUCCAGAUGAGGCUGACGCAACAACCAUCAAUCUGUGUAGUUUACCAGCCGUAGUGCUCAAAAGAAUGGGCUUCCCCCUGCAUGACUCGAAAGACUCCAAGAAACUGGCAAUAUGGAUUAGUCCAGCAGUCUUAAGAAGGAAGGGGCAGAAACUACUGUCCAACACAGGAAAGGAUGCACUAGAAAGCGCGUCCUCAUUGCUGGGCAGAAGGUUCCGGCAUCUGACGGGUCCUUUCAAAAUGCCUAUUUACUCUAGCAACCGUGCCAUUUCCAACAUGCUGAAGGAUAUGAACCAAGGGAAAACGCUCUCAACAUGCAAGUCUCCCACCUCCUUGUGUCCCCGGGGCUCACCACCACAGAAUGGCUUCUCUGCUAUUGUCAUCUACCAUGGAUGCAUUUACCUGUGCAUCAGUAAGAACAAUCCAAGCAAGUGUCGAAAAGACACUCCCUCUACUCACUCAGUGUCAUCUGAAAGCCAGAAGAAGGAGCUGCACAAUGACAAAAGGCCCAGGAAUAUGCACAGCACAAACAAGAAUGUGUCCUCAUCCAAGGCUGCAGCAGCAGCCCCAGAGCCAUCCUGGUUUCAUCCUGGGGGGGGGCAGGAGGUCGGGGCCAAUGAGGACAGUGGUGACUGUGAGAUGAUGGACCUGGCCAGUGAUGAAGCCGAGCGCACCAGUCAAAAAGAUGAGGGGGUCGGUGAUGUGCACAUGGAACGUGGUGCAGUGACACUCAAAAGCAAUCAAAGCUGCACAGGGAGGGAGUCUCUGGGCGCCACCCCGCUGGCGAGGGAGUGUGACUUUGAUGAACUGGUACAGGAGGAGAAGAUCGCUCAAAUGAAGGCCAGACUCCGACUGAGUGAAGCUGCACUCAACAGUCUGCAUUCUUCACAGUAACUGCUUAGUCACACUCAGUAGUAAUGCUGUGUCAGUUUUACAAAAAAUCCAAAUUUAUAUUACAGUUUUGCUUUUGUGUUUACCACUUGGGAUUUCUUCUAGGAGAGACCCUGUGAAUGUAUAGGAACAGGAAUUUCUCCCUGACUGUUAUUGGGAUUUCGAUAUAUAUGUUGUUUUGUAAGAAUCUGUUGGUUUUAAGCACACAUGAAUAUUUAUGGUUUAUGAAUGACAAUGUGACUUGUAUUCAAUAUAAAUUUGAGCCCACAAUAUAAUCAGAAACCAGUGUGCAUGUUAAUAACCUGCUAGUUUAACAGUCAUCACAUUCCCUUGACAUUUGCUCUAGAUUAGGAUUUAUAUUUUUCCUGAAACCUGAUUUGUUCUCUAGCACAGCCAUCAGGCCAACUUAACAAAUGAACAUUUACAUACUGCUGUUGAGGUUCUAAGAAUCUUAUCUCCUCUUGAAUCAUUUAUCACUUUGUUAUUUACCAAAUGUGCAGUGGUGAUGUUGCAUGUUACCCCAGACCUCAGCCUCCCUUUCCAAAACAUGAAAGAGAACCUGUGGCAGCCUUCAGUUUUCAUAAAAACUAAAAAGUGUUUGGCUUGUCCAGUCUGGGCUACUGUAAAAACAAAACAUGCCAGCCUCCAUAGAGGACCUGCUCCUGAUGUAAAUAUAAAGGGCUCAUCCUAGGGUAAACAACAAUUCGUACAAUUUAAAUGAAAAACAAUACAACACAGGACUUUUUAUGCUCAAUUUCAGCAAAUGUUAACCUUUGACCUAUUUCUGACCGUUAAGUGUAACUGCAUGAACCUCCUUCAAGGGUCACAAGUGGGUCUUUUCGUCCUAUAGUUGACCUGUGGCCUUGAAAGACUGAAAACUCCAACAGAGCGAUAGAAUUAGAAUGAUACACUGUCUGUUUCUGUUUGUUUACUUUCAUGUCACUGCUGACACAAGGUUUACUGUUGUGAUGUAGUUCUAACUGAGAAAAAGCAUUAUUUUAGGAUUACUUCUAUAAUGUGAUAAUACAUGUUUUCUAUAUGAAGAAAUUGGCCUGUAACAAACUUGAAAUAAACCCAGCUGGCAAUUAG